AAAAACUAUGAUGAUGAUGAGGAGAGACUAGAAGAGGUGAAAAGAGAAAAGAAGAAAUGUAAAAAAGCUGAGAAAAAGUUGGUUAUAAAGGAGGAGUCUUUGGACAGAGGUGGUGAAAAGGAAGAGAAGAAGAAAAGGAAACUUGUUAAUGAAUCUCUGGAUGAUGCCAGUGGGUCUUACAUCAUGGGUGGAAAUGACAAAGGAGUCAGCAAAAAGAAGAAAAAGCUGCUGGCUGAUGAUGAGAAUCAAGUGGAAAUGUCACAGAGUUUAAUAAAAGAAGAACAAUGUGAAACAAAACAGAAGGAGAAGAAAGUGAAAAAUAAGUCUGUACAAAUCAAACCAGAAAAUAUAAAGCUGGAGAAGGAAGAGCAAGCUGGAAAGAAUAAAGUGCCAAAGAAAUCCAAGAAAGAAAAGAACAGUAAUUUAGUUGUAAACAAAGAGGACACUCUCAAGCCAGUUAAAGAAAAGAAGAAGAAGCAAAAGAAAAUGGUAGCUAUGGAUGGAUUAAGUGCAAAUACAAAAGAUGAACUGGCCAAGAAGGGACUAAAGUUAAAAAUGCCAAAGGGGGAGAAUCAUGAGGUUGAUGAGGUAAAAGUGAAAAAGAAGAAAAAGAAAAAAGAUAAAACUAAAGAAGAUGGAAAUGAAGUAGAAACACCAGCGAUCAAAGGCAACAACGAAAGGAGCAAAGCAUUGUCAGAUAAAAAUGUAGAGAAUGACAAAAUGUUCACCGAGAAGGACAAAUCUAUAAAGAGUGAGAUUGUUAUCAUAGAGGAUGGUCAGACAGAGGUAAAGAGAAAAGUCAAAACAGAGAAGGGUGGAAAAGCUUCUGUGGAGGUCAGUGACUUUGAGGACAUGGAGCCGAAGAAGAAGAAAAGGAAAAAGGCAAAGUCAAAGGGAGAUGAGGCAGAACCAUUAUCAUUCACAGGCAAAGACGACACCAAGAAGAACAAGCAGAGCAGAGAAACUCAUGUUACAGUGACUGAUGACAUAACGAAGAAAAGCAAAAAGAAGAGCAGCUCAGUUAAAAAACAGGUAGAGAAUGGUGUUGGAAUUGAAACUGGGGCAAAGAAGAGGAAAAUCAAAGAAGAGAUGGUGGAAGAGCCACAGGAGAGACGACAGGCUUUACAGAUGGAGAUUGACAAGGCCUCUCAACCUGAAAAACCAGCUAAACAUUUGGGUUUGGGGCAGUGGAGCACGGCCCAGUUCGACAGCUCAGAACAACAGCAGAAGUUCCUGCGCUUGAUGGGUGGCUUCAAAAAGGGUUUCCAGUCGGCUGCGGUGAGUGCUGGAGGAGCAAAUAUGGCAAUGGGGAAGGGUGCACAGCAGCAGUUGCAGCAAGGGCUUCUGGGAGAGUUUGAGCGUGCUCACUCACGCCAAAUGGACUUCAGUAACAGAGGAGCAGGACUUGGAUUUACUGCACCAUCCAAUAAGAAGUUCUCUAUUGAUAUAAAUUCACGUCGAUCUGUUCGCUUUGAUGAGUGAAAGAAGAAAAAAGGGUGAACGGUUGUAGAAAGGGUUGCGUUGUUUUAUCUGUAGGUUCACACACUGAAUUACCUUCUGAGGUUCACUGGAGAAUCUUAAAACUUCUAUAUAAGGGAGGAUCAGACAGUGAACACAAGAAAUGCCAGGUGUACGUAGUGUAUAUUAAACAUCCUGCUUGAGGAACUGGACUGUUUUUUAAGAGACUGACUUUCAUAAGAGUUUGUGUUUUUAUAUGGGUCAGGUUUGCAUAGUAUUGGUGUACAGUUAUAAUUUUUCUUUGUUAAAGAUACUGCAAGACUAAGAAUCAUUGAUAGUUUAAGGCCAAAAAGUGACUGCAGACAUAAUAGGUGACAUUACAUGACAUUUUCCCCAUAUUGUCCUUGAUUAUACAGUGGGGCAGAUAAGUAUUUGAUACACUGCCAAUUUUUAAAGUUUUCCCACUUACAAAGAAUGGACAGAUCUGUA
Monopterus albus (swamp eel) is the source of this 1947-nucleotide messenger RNA. It is a transcript of the gene knop1, whose product is annotated as lysine-rich nucleolar protein 1. The coding region runs from base 184 to 1482 and encodes 432 amino acids. The transcript has 3 exons. The record is from RefSeq and is a predicted model, not a curated record. NCBI's taxonomy places the organism in Eukaryota, Metazoa, Chordata, Actinopteri, Synbranchiformes, Synbranchidae.